AUGGAUUCAUAUUCUUUGAAGUCCAUGUUCGAUUUGCCUGCGCCUUUUCGUUCGUGUUUUAAUUUCAGGUAUUUCAAUUCACUUCAGAGUGAAUGCUUUCCUAUCUGUUUCCACUCUGAUGUAAACAUGGUCAUCUCUGCGCCAACUGGGAGUGGUAAAACGGUACUCUUUGAGCUUUGCAUAUUGAGGCUUCUGUCAAGGUCUAUCUCUGCAGAGGGAAGAUUCAUACAUGUAAAGGGAUCUCUUAAAACAAUCUAUAUAGCCCCAUCAAAGGCUCUAGUACAGGAGAAGCUCCGUGAUUGGAAUCAGAAGUUUGGGCCAUGGGGGAUAAAUUGCCUGGAGCUGACAGGUGACAAUGAAUUUUACACUUCAAGGAAUAUACAUGAAGCGGAUAUUAUUCUGACCACUCCUGAGAAGUUCGAUGCAGUGUCACGAUAUGGUAUACAAGGUGGUGGCUUGAGCUUUUUCAGUGACAUAGCACUUCUACUAAUUGAUGAAGUUCAUCUGUUGAACGAUCCACGUGGAGCUGCUCUGGAAGCAAUUGUUAGUAGAAUAAAAAUUGUUGCUUGCAAUCCAAAAAUGAAAUUAAAUCCUCUGGCUCAGGUCCGCUUCCUUGCUGUGUCUGCCACAAUUCCAAAUAUUGAGGAUCUAGCUAAAUGGCUUGAGGUUCCUGACCAAGGGAUUAAAAGGUUUGGAGAAGAAAUGAGGCCAGUAAAGCUGACAACCAAGGUUUUUGGCUAUGCCCCAGCCAAGAAUGACUUUCUAUUUGAGAAGCGCCUUCAAAAUUAUAUUUUCGAUAUUCUCAUGCAAUUCUCAAGAGGGAAAUCUGCGCUUAUAUUUUGUUCUACAAGAAAAGGAGCACAAGAAGCAGCUCAACGACUCUCUCAAAUAGUCAUGACUUUUGGCCAAUCAAAUCCAUUUAUUAAGAAUAGAGAACAGCAAGAUCGGCUGAGGGAGGCUUCUCUAUCAUGCAGUGACAAGCAAAUGCAAUCAUAUAUUCUUUAUGGUGUUGGUUAUCACAAUGGUGGGCUUUGCCUCAAAGAUCGUAAUCUUGUGGAAGGACUUUUUCUCAAGGGUGACAUUCAAGUACUUUGCACUACAAAUACACUAGCCCAUGGAAUCAACCUCCCAGCGCAUACUGUGGUUAUUAAAUCAACACAGCACUUCAACAAGGAAAAAGGUCUUUACAUGGAAUAUGAUCGCUCCACUAUAUUGCAGAUGUGUGGAAGGGCAGGCCGACCACCGUUUGAUGAUACCGGCAUGGUUAUAAUCAUGACAAGGAGAGAAACGGUUCAUUUGUAUGAGAAUCUCUUAAAUGGGUGUGAGGUGGUGGAAUCACAGUUACUCUCAUGUGUGACGGAGCAUUUACUUGCGGAAAUUGUUCAACUGACAGUUUCUGAUAUAACAAAAGCAAUUGAGUGGAUGAAAUGCUCAUACUUGUAUGUAAGAAUGAAAAGGAAUCCUAUGAACUAUGCAAUUAAGAAAGGAAUUUCUGGCGAUCGUUUAGAGAGGCAUGUGCAAGAGAUUUGUAUUCAGAAAGUUAACGAGUUAUCACAACAUCAAAUGGUCUGGGUUGAUGAUGAUGGUUUCCUCUUGAGACCAUUAGAUCCUGGAAGGUUAAUGACAAAGUACUAUUUGAGAUUUGGCACUAUGAAACAGAUAAUGCGGACUCCUGAAAACUGCAGUUUAGAAGAUGCACUUCAUGUUGUGUGCUGUGCAGAAGAAAUUGCUUGGAUACAGCUCAGACGGAAUGAGAAGAAGCUCUUGAAUGAGAUCAAUGCUGAUAAAGAUGGCCGGCUUCGCUUUCACAUUCUUGGAGAUAAAGGGAAAAAGAAAAAGCGCAUUCAAUCAAGAGAGGAAAAGAUAUUUAUUAUAGCAAAUGACUGCUUAACUGGUGAUCCUUCAGUUCAUGACCUAUCUCUAAUCCAGGACAUGAAUUCUAUAUGCUCAAAUGGAUGUAGAAUUGCAAAAUGCAUGAAAGACUAUUUUGUUUACAAAAGGAAUUACAAAGGAGCUGUGAAUUCAGCCCUUCUAGCCAAAUCACUUGACCAGAAACUUUGGGAUGAUAGUCAAUACCUGUUGAAACAGUUACCUGGAAUUGGGAUGGUUACAGCAAAGGCACUGCAUUCAAUGGAAAUUAAAUCAUUUGAGGCACUCGCUGAAGCUGAUCCGAGGAGAAUAGAGAUAGUGACUGGUCGAAAAUAUCCAUUUGGUAACCAUAUUAAGGAUUCGCUACUAUUACUGCCUCCAAAAGUUGAUGUGAAGCUUGAAGAAAUCGAAAGCCAUGGACAAGGAAAGUCCAAGCUAGUAGUAACUUUGACUAGGAUGUCUCAGUCAGGCCAAUCUGUUAAACGACAUUUUGCUGAUAUGAUCAUUGGCUCGGAGGAAGACAACACUAUUCUCUUUCAUGAAAAAAUUAGCCCAUACAGUGCAACAAUUCUUGUGCCCAUCCAACAAGGGAAGCAGACUAUCAAAGCUGAUUUUAUAUUUGAGGAAUACAUUGGUAUUGAUGUCCGCCGAAAGCUUACCUUUAUGAGAGAGAGCAAUUCAACUGUGCUUCUAAAAAGAAACAGAAAGCAGGUUUCUUUUCCUCCUCCUGAAGAGAUAUAUGUCAUAGAAGAUGACAACAUAACUGUACCGCAUAUACCAAGGAAAGAGCCAUGCAGUUUGAGCAAGGACAAGGAGGAAAGUGAUUCCAUUCCAAGUUUUGACCUCUUGGAUGAAAAGUUAGAGGAAGGUGGGCGUGCUCUUGAGGUCGAAGAGGACAAAUGCAAAAUCAUCACCGAGAAAACAGUAUUUGACCACAUACGUGAGAAAGCCAAAAACUUUUCUCUCCUAUCUGCAUUUGAUAAUAUUCGAUGUCCGUCACUAGAGGUCCUUCUUGCAAGAAAUCAUGCCCGUGAGAAGAGGCCUGACCGCUGUCAUGAGGUAGUUGUUCUGGAUGACGAAGACAGACUCAAAGUUCCCCAACUAACUGAUGUUAAUUUGCCUGCCGAGCUCAGAAAGGCAGACCACGAUGAUAUCAAUCUAUAUCUGACUUUGAAUGAUCCUAAUACAGCUGGAAGCUCAAAUAACAUGAGCAGUAUACUUGAUACUGGUGUUUUCCUCCCCGAACCUGAAGCAAGAACUAACGAAACAUCAACUGAAGAAACAGUUUUUGAGCAUAUACGUAGAAAAUCUAAGGAUUUUCCAUUGAUUAGUAAGCUUGAUUGCAUGGAUUCAAUAAUCCACAAAACGGAAUUAUUCUCGAAGAAUCAUCCUAGUUUUUCCAGUUCUUUGAAUGCUACUUUUGGUAUGGCAACAGAGACAGAUUCCUCGGACAUGGUCACUGAUAAUAUGCUUACUUCAUUUAUGGAAACUGCUGAAGUGGAAAAAUAUUCAUCCAGUGUUCAAGUUGGUACUGAGGUAAAACGUAAGGAAGUUGAAGGUUUCUGUAGCAUAGAUGGAGUGCUAAAUAUUUCUAAGGGCGUUUCAAGCACAAAUUCUGUUCAAUCGUCCAUUUGUGUACCAACCGUUAGUUUUUCAGUGUUGAAGGAGAAAAAGCGGUCAUCAGAUCCCGGAAGCUUUGCCGAAAGUAGUAAGAAGCAGCAUUGUUCUUCUAGAGAAUCAAAAGAAGAGAAGUGUAGUUCAAGUGAAAUAAGAAGUCAACGCUGUUCUUUGGAAACUGCAGGCCAAAUGAAGGAAAGACAGCCAUAUCUUGGGUUUAAGAGUGUAUUUUCCUUCCUCUGACUUUCUCUUGUAUUAAUUACAGUAUUAAGAGAACUUUUACUCAUUGAACGAAUGUCUGACUGAGGUCCUGUACUGCUUCGGUGAACAGUUAGCACAUGGUUCUGCAGGAUUGCAGUUAUAGGCAUGCCUAUGUAGUUGUAUAUUCUCGAGUAUUGCCUGUAAGAA
Molecule: messenger RNA, 3894 nt
Organism: Gastrolobium bilobum
Lineage: Eukaryota; Viridiplantae; Streptophyta; Magnoliopsida; Fabales; Fabaceae
Product: DExH-box ATP-dependent RNA helicase DExH17
Exons: 25
Coding region: 1-3729 (1242 amino acids)
Molecular function (GO): nucleic acid binding; ATP binding
Source: RefSeq, a predicted model, not a curated record